Dromiciops gliroides (monito del monte) is the source of this 3336-nucleotide messenger RNA. Its product is annotated as deleted in malignant brain tumors 1 protein-like. Gene Ontology annotation, cellular component: membrane. The transcript has 14 exons. The record is from RefSeq and is a predicted model, not a curated record. NCBI's taxonomy places the organism in Eukaryota, Metazoa, Chordata, Mammalia, Microbiotheria, Microbiotheriidae.
GGCCCAGUGAUAGAAUUGGAGGAUGCUGGACAGGGAGUCAGGAGACUUGGAUUCUAGUUUCUGCUCUGCCUCUACUGUGCUUUAUCACCUAUGCCAAGUCACUUAACAUCCCUCAGCCUCAAUUUCCUAUCCUGUGUAAUGAAAAGAUGGAAGGAGGAAUCUCUAAAGGUAGGGAGGUAAUUUGUGGGGGCCGUCUUGUCAAUUCUAGUGGAACAUUUACCAGUCCAUAUUAUCCUGGGCACUAUCCUAUCCUUCUGAACUGCAUCUGGGAAAUAGAAGUGGCCAAAGAUUUCCAAAUCAUUCUGGUCUUUGAUGAUUUCCAAGUGGAAUUUGAGGAUUCCUGCAAAUACGAUUACAUUGAGAUUUUUGAUGGCUCCCUGGAGGCUCCUUCAUUUGGAAGAUUCUGCAGAGGUCCUGUCCAUGCACUAACAUCACAAUCCAACCAAAUGACAGUAGUUUUUAAAACUGAUGGCAGCAUUACAGAUCAAGGGUUUUCUGCUUCCUAUGUUUCUGUCCACAAAGAGGGUUCCUUGAGAUUGGUGAGCAACCACAGCAGAUGUGAAGGCCGGGUAGAAAUCUACCAUGAUAGAAAGUGGGGGACUAUUUGUGAUGAUGAUUGGGACCUAAAUGAUGCUCAGGUGGUUUGUAGACAACUGGACUGUGGGAGAGCUAUUUCUUCCUUGGGAAAUGCCUAUUUUGGAGAAGGAUCAGGACCCAUUGCAAUGGAUGAUGUACAAUGUACAGGGAAUGAAUACCAUCUGUGGGAGUGUUCCCACAGAGGCUGGUUUUCCCACAACUGCAACCACUAUGAAGAUGCCAGUGUCAUCUGCUCAGCUGUUAAGCCUGAGGAGAGAGCUUUGGCCAACAGUUGAUCAUGGUCAUGGUCCUGUAGUACUCAAUACCCUGUUAUUUCUGUUCUUCCAGAUACCACCACCUUGAGACUGGUGGCUUCCUCCAACAGAUGUGAAGGUCGUGUGGAGGUUUACCAUGAUGGACAAUGGGGGACGGUUUGUGAUGACAGCUGGGACCUACAGGAUGCCCAGGUGGUCUGUAGACAACUGGGCUGUGGGGCAGCUAUUUCUGCCCCAGGAAAUGCUUAUUUUGGUCAAGGCUCAGGACCCAUUUCCCUAUACAAUGUCCAGUGUACAGGGAAUGAAAAGAACCUAAGGGAGUGUUCUCAUAAAGACUGGUUCUCCCAGAAUUGUAGUCACCUCAACGAUGCCAGCGUCAUCUGUUCCAAUAUCAUUUGCACAGAACAAAUCAGUCUGAUAGUUCACUCUUUGAAAGCAAACAAUGUGGAUAUGAAGCAGGUGUGCAUGGACCCAGAGCAAUUCACUGACAACAUGGCGACACUAGGAAGCUUCUUCCCUCUUGUCCUUCUCAUUCUACCAUGCCUGGCAGAAAAGGACUUGGGGCAAUUUAAAGACAGUAAAAUGAGUUGUGGGGGUCUCCUCGUUGAUUAUUAUGGAUCAUUUACCAGUCCAAACUAUCCUGGAAACUACCCCAAUCUCCUAAAUUGCAUCUGGGAAAUAGAAGUUGAUAAUGAUUUCCAAAUCAGCCUGGUCAUUGAUGAUCUGCAAUUGGAAUUGGAGGAUUUAUGUACUUUUGACUACAUUGAGAUUUUUGAUGGUUCAUCAGAUGCUUCUUCAUUUGGAAGAUUCUGUAAAGGUCCCAUCAGAACACUGAUAUCAAGCUCCAACCGAAUGACAGUUUUAUUUAAAACUGAUAGCAGUAUCACAAAACAAGGGUUUUCUGCUUCCUAUAGUAGCAGCCACAAAGAAAGCCAUCCUACCACUCCAUUCCCUACCACUCCCUUCACUAUACCAGAAUGCAAUACGGUUCCUUCAACAUAUGAGCCCUUUGAGGGUUGCGGAGGCUUUCUGUCUGGUCCUGAAGGCUCAUUCUCCAGUCCCUUCUACCCAGGAGAGUAUCCAAAUAAUGCCUACUGUGUGUGGCAAAUAGAAGUGGACCCAGACUUAAUCAUAGAACUCAUCUUUGAUGAUGUGGAGCUAGAAGGUUGUUCUUUCGACUAUAUUGACAUCCUCGAUGGAUCACCAAGUGGUUCUCUGCUACAGAAAAUUUGUGUUGGCUCCUCAAAUGCAAUCGUAUCACUUACAAACAAGAUGACAGUUAUAUUUACAAGUGACUACAGUAUUCAAAGAAGAGGAUUUCAGGCUCGGUAUCAAGCUUUUCCCAGAGAUGGCAACUUGAGACUGGUAGCUUCCUCUAACAGAUGUGAAGGUCGUGUGGAGGUUUACCAUGAUGGACAGUGGGGGACAGUUUGCGAUGACGACUGGGAUCUGCAGGAUGCCCAAGUAGUAUGUAGACAACUUGGCUGUGGGGCAGCUAUUUCUGCCCCAGGAAAUGCCUAUUUUGGCCCAGGAACUGGACCCAUUGCCCUGGAUGAUGUCCAGUGUACAGGGAAUGAAUAUCAACUCAUUGACUGUUCUCACAGGAAUUGGUUCUCCCACAACUGUGGUCACUAUGAAGAUGCCAGUGUCAUCUGCUCCAAUGCCAAACAAUAACUUUUUAAACCACAACCUAAAAAAAUACUAAGUAAAUGUAUCUUCUAAGGAAAUAGUGCUGUGGUCAAUCAAUUUUGUUUUUGUCUUAGAUGCUGAAAGGACUGGAAGCUAAGAUGAUAUAAAUGUUUUCGGGCAGCUAGGUGGCGCAGUGGAUAGAGCACCAGCCCUGGAGUCAGGAGUACCUGAGUUCAAAUCCGGUCUCAGACACUUAACACUUACUAGCUGUGUGACCCUUGGCAAGUCACUUAACCGCAAUUGCCUUACUAAAAAAAUAAAAAAAUAUAAAUGUUUUGGUGUCUUGAGCUUGCUGCAACUCUCUUACCCCCACCUUUCUUCCACUAGUGAGUUUUAUCAUUUGAUUUUAUUGGGCCUCCUUAUUUUUCACUGCCAAAACCACACAAUGUCACCCAAGUUGGCCUGAUUGUAAAGGAACUAUAGAACCAUCCACUGUUAUAAAUGGAAGAGGUCUCCCCUCAGUCAUCUAGUCCAACUCCUUUAUUUAAUAUAUGAGGAAACUGAAGGCCAUGGAAAUGAAGUGUUUCAACUCAGCUCCUAUAACUCAUUAGUGGGGAUUCUUGCACUAGAACCCCUGGUGUCCUAACUCCCAAUUUAUUGUUUUAUUAUACUAUGCUUUGUACUCAUGUUGUUGGAAAUCGUCAAAUGACCUGUCUUUAAGUAUUCGAUCUUACUCAUUGAAGGGAGGUUAGGAAACCAACCUACAGGGCCUUGUUCCCCCACCCUCUUCUCUGACUGAAACCCCUUCUUCCAGAUCUCUUCCCUGAAGUAAGCUCAAUAAAUCUUGUCUGGACCA